Molecule: messenger RNA, 1102 nt
Organism: Eurypyga helias (sunbittern)
Lineage: Eukaryota; Metazoa; Chordata; Aves; Eurypygiformes; Eurypygidae
Gene: FANCM
Product: Fanconi anemia, complementation group M
Exons: 7
Biological process (GO): double-strand break repair via synthesis-dependent strand annealing; replication fork reversal; interstrand cross-link repair
Molecular function (GO): 3'-5' DNA helicase activity; four-way junction DNA binding; four-way junction helicase activity
Source: RefSeq, a predicted model, not a curated record
GUCCUAGAAACGUUUGCUGGGCGCCUGAUUAAAGUGGGUGUUUUAGCAAGGCGGGAUAUCCCCACUCUUACCAAGUACCAGCUCAUCCUGGCGAGAGACCAGUAUAGGAAAAACCCGCCUUCACAGAACGCGGGAUUACACCCAGGCGUAAUUGAAGGAGAUUUUGCGCUUUGUAUCAGUUUGUAUCAUGGGUAUGAGCUGCUGCUGCAAAUGGGGUUACGGUCAUUGUUUAUCUACCUUUGUGGAAUUAUGGACGGAUCAAAAGGGUUAACCCGUACGAAGAAUGAACUUGGUCGCAAUGAGGACUUCACGAAGCUCUAUCAGCAGCUUAGCGACAUGUUUUCAGACACAUCUCUGCCUACAGCAAACGGAAAAGCUUACAAGAGGUUUGAAAAUAAGAAGGAAUUUAUCUACAGUCAUCCAAAAUUAAGGAAAUUGGAGGAAAUUGUAAUAGAACACUUCAGAUCCUGGAACAAAGGAUUCCCAACUGAAAGCAGAGCUGUGGACACCAGGGUGAUGAUCUUCUCGUCGUUUCGAGAUAGCGUGCAGGAAAUCGCAGACAUGCUUUCCCGGCUCAGGCCACUGGUCAGAGUGAUGACCUUUGUUGGCCACUCCACAGGGAAGAGCACAAAAGGCUUCACACAAAAGGAACAACUUGAGGUGGUAAAACGCUUCCGUGAAGGUGGGUAUAACACGCUGGUCUCCACCUGUGUUGGGGAAGAAGGCUUGGACAUUGGAGAAGUGGAUCUCAUCAUCUGCUUCGACGCCCAGAAAAGUCCGAUUCGCCUCGUGCAGAGGAUGGGCCGAACGGGGCGCAGGCGGCAGGGCAGGAUCGUGGUCAUCCUCGCCAAAGGGCGGGAGGAACGUACCUACAACCAAAGCCAGUCCAACAAAAGGAGCAUCCACAAAGCCAUUGCAGGAAACAGAGCGCUGCAUUUCUACCAGCGUAGCCCACGUAUGAUUCCGGCAGGCAUCAAUCCAAAGAUGCAUAAAAUGUUUAUCACUGCUGAAAAAUACGAACCGAGCGAUUCGAGAAUGCUUUCCAAAGAGAGAAGACCUAGUUCCCUCCAGCACAAAUCUGCUCUCUUUUCCUAUGUCACGG